CCUCCUCCCUCUUUCCUCUCCUCUAUCCUGUUCUGUCUCAGUCAAACCUGCUCCGUGAGCACUUGGAUGGAUUUCUUUCCCUCUGGUGUCGCCGGAGGAGACUGGAAACCAGGUGUUUCAACAGGGACAGCAUAAGACCAGGUCUUUUCUUCUUUUUGUGUGUGUGUGGUGGAUCUCCACCCUGCAGUUGGGACAGGCUCUUCAGGAAGAUCCUGGAAGGCUGUGGCGACGGCUCGCGUCUCCUGAACGGCGAAGGCAUGGGCAGGCCGGCGGCGUCGGCCAGGCCACCUCUGGCGUCAGCGAUGACGUUCUCUCUCCUUGUCCUCUUGUUGCUCAUCGGCACGGUCUCCAGCCUACCCCAGCCUGUGCCAAGAGUUUUCCUCUCCUUUGCAGACCUGAAGGCCUCGCAGUCAUUCGAACACUUCAGCAUAUCCGACAAGCCCAUGGACUAUAGGAUCCUGCACAUGGAUGAGGACCAGGACAGGAUGUAUGUGGGGUGCAAGGACCAUGUUCUCUCUGUGGACCUUAACAACAUCACCCACGGCACGCUUAAGUUAUUUUGGCCUGCAUCUACAAGCAAGAUAGAAGAGUGCCAAAUGGCUGGAAAGGACCCCACACACGGCUGUGGGAACUUUGUGCGUGUGGUGCAGCCCUUCAACAGAACCCAUCUGUUUAUGUGUGGCAGUGGAGCCUACAGCCCCGUCUGUGUGUACAUCAACAGAGGCCGAAGACCCGAGGAGCAGGUGUUUAACAUUGACUCCAGAACAGAACCAGGGAAGGGGAGGUGCUCCUUCAAUCCUCAAGUGAACACAGUGUCUGUCAUGAUCAAUCAGGAGCUGUUCUCAGGCAUGUACAUCGACUUUAUGGGGACAGAUGCUGCCAUCUUCAGGAGCCUGACCAGGAGGAACGCAGUGCGAACAGAUCAGCACAACUCCAAGUGGCUCAGUGAGCCGAUUUUCAUCGACGCCCAGUUCAUCCCGGACGGAACCGACCCAAACGAUGCCAAGUUGUACUUUUUCUUCCGCGAGAGGCUGACGGAUAACGACGGAAACACCAAGAACAUCCACACCAUGGUUGCGAGAGUGUGUCCGAAUGACACCGGAGGGCAGCGCAGCCUCGUCAACAAGUGGACCACCUUCCUGAAGGCCAGAAUGGUGUGUUCGGUCCUGGAGGAGGACGGCACGGAGACGCACUUUGAUGAACUUGAGAGCGUGUUUUUGCUGGAAACGGAUCAGCCCAAAGGCCUGCUGGUGUUUGGAGUCUUCACGUCCACAAGCUCCGUGUUCAAAGGGUCAGCCGUGUGCGUGUACAACAUGGCGGACAUCCUCACCGUCUUCAACGGGCCCUUUGCUCACAGAGAGGGGCCCAACUUUCAGUGGGUGGCCUUCCAGGGGCGCAUCCCCUACCCGAGGCCGGGGACAUGUCCCGGAGGAGCCUUCACACCAGACAUACACACAACAAAGGAAUUCCCAGACGAGGUAGUGAACUUUGUACGCAAUCAUCCGGUCAUGUUCAACGCCAUCUACCCAGUGGGAAGGAGACCUCUGGUGGUACGCACCGGCGCCGACUACAAAUACACCUCGGUGGCUGUGGACCAGGUCAUUGCUGCAGACGGCAACUACCAGGUGCUCUUCCUGGGCACAGACAAAGGCACCGUGCAGAAGGUGAUCGUGCUGCCAAGCAACCAGUCCCUGCAUGAAGAUCUGAUCCUGGAGGAGCUGGAAGUGUUUAAGAAUCGAGCUCCUGUUACAAAUCUGAGGAUCUCCCCCAAAAAACAACAGCUGUACGUCAGCUCUGAGUUGGGGGUCUCGCAGGUCUCCCUGCACCGCUGCCACGCCUACGGCUCGGCUUGUGCCGACUGCUGCCUGGCCAGGGACCCCUACUGCGCCUGGGACGGACUGAGCUGCUCCCGCUUCUAUCCCACGGGGAAAAGGAGAAGCAGGAGGCAGGAUGUAAUGCACGGAAAUCCACUCACUCAGUGCAGAGGAUUCAAUUUAAAAGCCUACAGGAACGCCGCGGAGAUAAUGCAGUAUGGCGUGAAAAACAACACCACCUUCCUGGAGUGCGUUCCAAAGUCUCCUCAGGCGUCCAUUCGCUGGCUCAUUCAGAGGGACGACGACAGGAGGAAGGAGGUGAAGCUGAACGACCGCGUCCUCUCCACCGAGCACGGCCUCCUGAUCCGCUCCGUCCAGCAGUCCGACCAGGGCCUCUACUACUGCCUGACGACUGAGAACGGCUUCAAGCGCACCGUCGCCAAAAUCCGCCUGAACGUGCUGAGCGAGGCCACGGUGAGCGCGCUGACGGACAAGCAGCAGGGCCCCUGGGCUUGGGCCAGCUCCGUAAACCCCAAGGUCCUGCUGGCAGGCUUCAGCCCUGCAGAGAAUCUGGCUGUACAGCAGUACUGCAAGGAGAGAAAAGACUUCCAGAAGCUUCAGCAGAGGCAGCAGCAGUCGCCGCCGCCGCCCGGACCCCUCAGGGGGGACCUGGCCAAGCUGAGGCCCCUCCUGGACCGGAGGAAGAGCCGCAACAGACGCAAUCACCUCCCUGAGGUCUGACGCGAGACGCGCGCAGCAGCAAAAAACUGCCUUCCUCUCCUCCUGUGCCCCACAAAGCAGCUCCAGACCUUCGUCCUCCUGCUCUCCUUUCAGCUGCUGAGCUGCAGUGUGGACGUACAAUGAAACCAGAAGGUUGGUUUGGGGAGAUUUAAUCCGACAAAAUCCCGUCUUUCUCACACGAGGUGGUGCGACCAGAUGGCCGUGAUUUUUUCAGCCACGAGUUCUUCGUCUGCUUCGAUAGUCACAACGCGAUCUGAAGCGGGGCGCGUU
Molecule: messenger RNA, 2825 nt
Organism: Fundulus heteroclitus (mummichog)
Lineage: Eukaryota; Metazoa; Chordata; Actinopteri; Cyprinodontiformes; Fundulidae
Gene: sema3c
Product: sema domain, immunoglobulin domain (Ig), short basic domain, secreted, (semaphorin) 3C
Exons: 18
Coding region: 258-2555 (765 amino acids)
Biological process (GO): neural crest cell migration; positive regulation of cell migration; axon guidance
Molecular function (GO): chemorepellent activity; semaphorin receptor binding
Source: RefSeq, a predicted model, not a curated record